This is a messenger RNA of Achroia grisella, 1679 nucleotides long. Its product is annotated as spermine oxidase-like. The transcript is spliced from 10 exons. The record is from RefSeq and is a predicted model, not a curated record. Bases 239 to 1669 code for a protein of 476 amino acids. Gene Ontology annotation, molecular function: polyamine oxidase activity. Lineage: Eukaryota; Metazoa; Arthropoda; Insecta; Lepidoptera; Pyralidae.
CUACAUACUACAAUAAAUAAUACAUUAUGUAGCGACACCUCAUCACAACAUAUAACGCUACAGUUAUGAGAAUAACCACCACGCUACAAAUCCUUGUAACUUUAUUCUGUUCACAGGAAAUUAAUAUAGCUCGUAAAUUUAUAGUUUCCGCGUGGUUUGUAUUACCUUUAGUCCAUUUGACGUUAUUCAGUCUGCUCUACGAUGGACUGCUACGCUUGUUGGAGCAGACCAAAGUUAUAUGUACCUACAUACAACUGAAACCGACCAAUUCUGUGCUAAUACAUAUGACACGAUUGUCAUCGGGCUUGGAUCAGCAGGCACCACUGCAGCGUCGACCCUCGCACGAGCUGGUCGAAGAGUGCUAGCGCUGGAGGCUCAGGAUCGAGUGGGGGGACGAGUCUACUCAGUGCCGUUUGGUGAUGGAAUUGUAGAGCUGGGUGCUGAAUGGAUUCAUGGAACAGUUGGUAGUAGAGUAUACGAGCUGGCCGUAGAGAGCAACAUUACUACUCUACCACAAUAUUUCAAAGCAGAGUUGUAUGCAUCGGAUGGUAGAGAUGUGAACAGCACUUUGUUGUUUGAGUUAAUUAGCUACGCAUAUAAAAUAAGGAAACAGCCGCCCUCGGAGGCUAUUCCACUGGGACAGUUCAUUACUGACAGAGUGCUGGAAUAUUUAAAAGAAACCCAUCCGUCUGUGGCCUCUGACGGAGAGUUUCUCAACCAAUACCUCCACUUUAUGGAAACGCUGGUGAAUCCUUACGAAGGUACCACGAGUUGGUACGAGAUCACAACAGAUCGCAGGUUCAAAGAGUUAGACGGCUAUUAUUACACAAGUUGGAACAAGUUCGGAUAUAGGACGUUUAUCCACAUUUUAUUGAAUAUAUACAAUAACGGCCCGGGUCUACCCACACUAGAUAUAAAGUUAAACACGGAGGUGACGGCAGUGUCCUGGUCGCAGGAUCUCACCCGGGGAGUGACGGUGACGACCAAGGAUGGUACCACCUACACGGCUGACAACGUUAUUGUUACCGUCUCACUCGGAGUACUCAAAGAACGUUAUGAAACUCUAUUCUCGCCACAGUUGAGUGAAGCCAAGAAAACGGCUAUAGAAAAACUGUCAAUGGGGGUAGUUGGUAAAGUUAUUUUAUUAUACAAAGAGCAAUGGUGGCCUAGCACCAGUAUUGGCUUAAUCUGGAGUCGUGAUGAUGAGAGAAAAUUGUCUGAUGAUGAUCGCUGGUUGUACAAUGUGACGAAUGUCUCCCAAUCCAUGGGGAACCCGCACGCUUUGGUGUUUUGGAGUUCUGGAAAUACUGCAAGAUUGGUAGAGACAUUGUCUGAUGAAGUGGUAAAGAGGAAAUAUCAUGAACUGCUGCAAAGGUUCAUAGCUCCCCACAUCAACAGGACCGUCCCAGAACCUAUUGCUAUGUUGAGAACACAUUGGGCCAGUAAUCCAUUCACACGAGGCACAUACUCGUACGACAAUCUCCUGACUCCCCAGUACCCCACGGCCAGGUCGGACCUGGCUGAACCGCUGACGGACUCCUCCGGAAACCCAAGAGUCCUGUUUGCUGGAGAGGCCACCAACCCUACUCACUACUCGACCGUGCACGGCGCUAGUGAAACGGGGUACAGGGAGGCGGCAAGGCUUUUAGAAAAUAAACAAAGUAUAUAAUAAGUUUUAA